This is a messenger RNA of Patiria miniata (bat star), 2378 nucleotides long. RefSeq names its product general transcription factor 3C polypeptide 4-like. Gene Ontology annotation, biological process: transcription initiation at RNA polymerase III promoter. The record is from RefSeq and is a predicted model, not a curated record. Gene Ontology annotation, molecular function: protein binding; histone acetyltransferase activity. The transcript has 18 exons. Bases 10 to 2223 code for a protein of 737 amino acids. Gene Ontology annotation, cellular component: transcription factor TFIIIC complex. Lineage: Eukaryota; Metazoa; Echinodermata; Asteroidea; Valvatida; Asterinidae.
UUAUCUAUAAUGGAACAGUCUGAAACAAAGAUGGCUGCGCCCAUCAUACUUGUGCACUCUCCAGUCAGCAGUGAUGCGAUUUCGUGGUCGGAGGACAACAGAAUCGCUAUCGCUACCCCAAAAUGUGUCAUUAUUUUCUCUCUACAGUGUGAUCCCACUGAACAGAACAGCAACUUCGUAUUCCACAAGUCAAUCAUCAAACCACAUGCUGAAAUCUUAGAGCUUGAUGUGGGCAUUGCCAUUGAUUUCGAGGCAUUGAACGAUGAAGAAAGACGGAACUGUCUGGUGAGGUCCCUUCUGAUAGACAGGACCCUUUCCCCGCCAGCCAGCACCAACUCUAAUGAAAAUUACGACAGAAUCAGCAGAAAUAGUUUCAAGCUAGUCAGGUGGUCGCCGGCCGGUACCCGGGAGUUUGACAGUGUGUUAUUAGCAUGUCUCGCACUGGACCACAGACUCACUGUCAACAAACGGACAUCCAAGACAGGCAACAUGACCAUGGUUGUGGACCUCUCCCUCCUCCUUAGUAAGCUCCUCCCCCAAAGAGGAUUUGCUCACAUCAAUGAGGAGCCACGCCCAGAUCUGCCAGCCGAACCCUCACUGGAGACUAAGUGUGUGGAAUUCAAGCGUCGUGUCUACAUGUUAGCUGCCGUCGCUAUGGAUUGGUCCGGUACUUUCAGACCUGCACCAGGUUUAGACCGGGCAUGUGGUCUUUCACAGGAUGAAACGUGGGAACUUGAGAAAGAGUCAUUCAGGUUGCUGGCUGUCGCGAUGAAAAGCGGACAUGUUGCGAUAUGGAAGUUCAGAUUACAUCUGGGGAGUGAGGCUGACAUCAGUUUAUACAAUGCCUUUGACAGUGGCUACCAGUGGCCAGUGUCUCUCGCAUGGUGUAGGGAACCACCUCUGCAGACUACCAGCCAAUCUACAAAAGCAUGGCUAGCAGUUGGAGAUAUACAGGGCUGUAUCUCAGUAUGGAGCAUACAGGAAGAAAACGAAACGACUUCACCGACGUUUACUAAAUGUCUGGAUGUCUGGGUUGAUCAGGACUUGAUAUCUGUUUCCCACAUGGCGUGGACUAACAUCGCUCAUAAAGAGGAAUCGUCGAGUAUCGCCACACUUGUCGUGACCAAAGGGCCGUAUCUCAUGGUGUUCCUUGUCGAUCUUGGUAGCGGGACCGUGGUUCGUUCUGCCCACAACUCUGGCAAGAACCCGAUACUCUCGACAAGUUUGUGUGUUUUUGGGAGCAUGGUUCUGACAAACAGUUCAUUCGGCGAAACUCAUCGGACCGUCAUCGAUUGGACAAAGUCGGAUGGAGUUUUGGAGACUGAUGUCAUGGAGAGCUCCGAUGCGAACUGCAAGAGUUCUGGAAUUACGAUAUCGCCUCAUGGUGUCUACAUAGCAAAACCAGUCAUGCAUCGAAUUUCCAGGAGGAGUCCUUACCCUCGGACCCUCAAUAUCAGCACAGUGGGCAACAUGGAAACCGCCGUGGCUGAAUUACUGGAUUGCCAAGAAGACCUGAGCGAAAAGACCGACCUGCUCGAAUUCCUCCGCCAAAACUUUGUCAACACCGGCGACGGCCUCCCACAGGAGUUAGAGUCCGUCGCGGACGGGGAGUCGGCCGUCGAGGCCAGCUCGGGCAAGGGUGGGGCCCACAGCUACACCCUGAGGCUGAGGAGGUAUCUACUGCUGAUGAAGAUGAACAAGGUCGGGGGUGGGACUGACAAGGACGCGGAGGGGGAAAAGGAGUCUGACAUACAACGGAUCGAAGGGGAGUUGAGGGAAUUGCACGUACUUACCGCCCUUCAGUUUUGGCAACAGAUGUCUGCAAAAAAAGUUGGCGAUAAUGCAACCGCCCACACCACUACAUUGUUGCUGAUGGCUGAUUGGCUGUCUACCUCAAGUAAGAGCAGCGAUGAGCCAAUCAGGAGUCUUGUUACAGAGGUCUACAAGUCCAAUCCUCACGAGACAGAAGUUGGGAAGAGAGAGACAUGUGACCUGUGUGGAGAAAUUGUUGCAUUCACCAGUGCGGUUUCUGAUGCCUGCCCCAACGGACAUGGAUGGAGCCGGUGUCAGCUGAGCCUACAGCUUUGCCAGACAACCGCCAAGAGUCGUGAGUGUCUGUACUGCAGUGCCAUGGCCUUGUCAGCACAAAACCAAUCAGAUUCUGCAUGGCUGAGGCGAAUUCUACGGCAGUGCUGUCUCCUAUGUGCAUCAAUGUUUGUAUAACUAGGAAUUAUAUCACUCUUAUUUGAUGGCAACUAUUAAAAAAUGAAACACUUAAACCAGUUCGUGUCGGAUGACGUGUAUACACGCAAAUGUUCUGUGGUAUUCGGAACGGAUGAUGAAAACACACGCGGGGAGCGAGGCCGGAAAUAUCUGUC